ACUGUGUCUUCGUGUUCAUACUCCUAGUUUGUAAUGUACAUAAUAUUUAAAUAAAUUGUACUUGUAUUGUUCGUUACAUACCUACAACUUUCCAAAAGUUAUAUUUGAAAUAUUCUGUAAACUCGACCGGAAAUUUGAGUGCCAAAAGGUCAAAUUGGCAUUUAAUUUUAUGUCUCACAAACAAAUUACAUGAACAUACUUUAUUUACUGUCAGUUACGUAGUGUCUGUUGUGUGCAAAUAUCGUGUAAGUAGCAUAUUGCCUUGGGAAUCAAGAACAAUGAAGGUCUUCCUAAUUAUUUCGUUAAUUACUUGUGCCUUCGCUGACAAGAGAUGUCGUGGAAUUGACUUCGACCAAAAAUAUUUCAACGUUGAUAUUAUCAAAGAAGGUAUAAACCAUCUACAUGAUAUAGCUUUAAACAGAAAUGACAAUAAUGUGUAUUUCACAUACGAAACUUUAUCUGAAGUACCUUCAAAAGUCUUGGGCUAUCUGGACAUCGCUACAAAGAAAGCAGACGUCAUACAUGGUAUUCGUAAUGCAACUGCAAUUACUAUAGAUCAAUUCUACGGUAAAGUAUACGUCGGUGGUGCAGAUGGUCUUUUUAAAAUAAAUGAUCAAAAGUUAGUAGAGAGACUUCCGAUACAAGAUGAUAUAAGAAGUCUAUAUUUUAGAGACGCGUUAUACUUUACAAAUUGGAAUAGAGAAGCAUACAAGUUCGAAGAUGGAUAUGCCACUUUAGUGCGAGAAUUGCGUGGAGUUAAAGUGGAUAAAUUUGUUAUAGAUAAUGACGACAAUAUAUUUUUUACUAUAGAUAAGAAGUUAUUUAGAGUUAAAUUAGGAACUAGAGCUGUAAACUCACAUGAAAUGUACACAGUUGAUUAUUUGACCACUGAUAUAUAUCAUAGGCCGUACAUUUGCACAAGUAAAGGAGUAUACAUGUAUAACAAAUACAAAUAUGUUUAUGAUAAAGUAUCUAAUACAGCUGGAUUAAAGGGUUUGACGUUUAACAAGAGAAAUGAACCGCUUUACGCGGUAGCUGAUUACUUAGUUAAAUUAAAAUUAAGUGAACUACCUUGUUUCGAAGAUUAAAGUUCGUAUAACGGAUAUUAAUCAAGUAAUUUUGAUGUACUAACAAGAUUUAUCUCUAAGUUAGAACUUCAUACCGAACGUGCUUUAGUCGUGAAAGAUAAAAAAGAAACGUUGAUUUCUAGAAUUUAAUUGCGAUUAAGAUAUGCAAGAAAAAACUAUAAAAAGUGCAAACAAUAUCCGAUGUAUAAAAUUAUCCCAUUUAAGUAAAUAGGUAUAUACAUAUUUUAAUCCUUACUUAAUAAAUAUUAAAUUAAUUAUUUCAGUCUCAAUAUUAUGAUCAUUAUGUAAUUCCCAACAAAUAAGUUCGCGUGUCACAUUGUGCGUAUUCUUAAUAAUUAUUGUAAACAUUUUAUUUAUGGUAACAUACCAUUAAAAAAUACAUGUUAA
Pieris napi is the source of this 1475-nucleotide messenger RNA. RefSeq names its product ommochrome-binding protein-like. The record is from RefSeq and is a predicted model, not a curated record. Bases 279 to 1088 code for a protein of 269 amino acids. The transcript is spliced from 2 exons. Lineage: Eukaryota; Metazoa; Arthropoda; Insecta; Lepidoptera; Pieridae.